Messenger RNA from Knipowitschia caucasica, 597 nucleotides. The record is from the annotation of a GenBank genome assembly. NCBI's taxonomy places the organism in Eukaryota, Metazoa, Chordata, Actinopteri, Gobiiformes, Gobiidae.
AUGGGCUGCACGGUGAGUCAGGAAGACAAGGCGGCCGCCGAGCGCUCGAAGAUGAUUGACAAAAACUUGCGGGAGGAUGGGGAGAAGGCGGCGAGGGAAGUGAAGCUGCUGCUGCUGGGAGCGGGAGAGUCCGGCAAAAGCACCAUCGUGAAGCAGAUGAAGAUCAUCCACGAGGACGGGUACUCAGAGGAGGAGUGUAAACAGUACAAGGCUGUGGUCUUCAGUAACACCAUCCAGUCCAUCGUCACCAUCCUCAAAGCCAUGGACCACCUCAAGAUCGACUACGAGGACCCAGCCAGAGCGGACGACGCUCGGCAGCUGUUUGCAUUGUCCUCUGCGGCGGAGGAGCAGGGAUCGAUGCCGGAGGAACUGGCCAACGUCAUCAAGCGGCUGUGGGCUGACAGCGGCGUGCAGAGCUGCUUCACCCGAGCGCGAGAGUACCAGGUCAACGACUCAGCGCCAUAUUACCUGAACGACCUGGAGAGGAUUUCCAGAGGGGACUACAUCCCGACGCAGCAGGACGUUCUGAGGACCCGUGUGAAGACCACAGGGAUCGUGGAGACUCACUUCACCUUCAAGGACCUGCACUUCAAGUAA